Psylliodes chrysocephalus is the source of this 624-nucleotide messenger RNA. Lineage: Eukaryota; Metazoa; Arthropoda; Insecta; Coleoptera; Chrysomelidae. The record is from the annotation of a GenBank genome assembly.
AUAACCUAACCUAAUUGGCUAAAAUGUCAAAUCAAAAAUCCAAACAAAUAACAAAUAGUUCUUUUAAAAAUUAACUGAAUAUAACAAAAAAAAAUGGAUGAAAGCAAAGGCACACCAGAGAGCGAUUUUAGUAUAGAAUGUUUCCAAAAUUAUUCUGCCCCCGAAGUCUUUAUUCAAGGCCUUGCAGGAAUAGUUGAUCAACAAGAUGUUGAACUGAUGAUUAGGGCCCAAAAACAAAUGUUGCAAAGAUUUGAGAAAACUAACGAAAUGCUUACAAACUGCAAUGCCUUAAGUGCUUCUAGGCUCAAAAGUGUGGGACCUGAAUUCAAAAAACAUUUUAAUCUUUUAUUAGAAACAAAAAAAGAUUUAGACUAUAUAUUUAAGAAAAUUAGGGUGAUCAAAACAAAGUUAUCAGCACAAUAUCCAGAAGCUUUUGAUGAAGCAGUGAGAAGUAGCUUUGCAGAAGAGUGUGAAGAGGAAGAAAACUCCGAAAAUAGUAAACGAAAGAAUGAAGAAAAUCGAAGAAGUUUACACAUAAAAAGUGAUGAUGUAGAAAAUGUUGAAUCUAGUAGGAGAGCUUCUAAAUAAAUAGUUUACUUAGUAUAUGUGUAAUACUUUCUAAUA